Pseudogymnoascus verrucosus is the source of this 1229-nucleotide messenger RNA. RefSeq lists its product as uncharacterized. Bases 72 to 566 code for a protein of 164 amino acids. The record is from RefSeq and is a predicted model, not a curated record. Lineage: Eukaryota; Fungi; Ascomycota; Leotiomycetes; Thelebolales; Thelebolaceae. The transcript is spliced from 2 exons.
CGCCUCAAUAAUAAGCCCCAAAACCUCACAAACUCAAAAAGUCAAGGCCCGGAACAGUGCCCGCACACACAAUGGCUACAGCAAACCACACCGAGGCGGCUGCGUCGCAGUUCCACUCCAAAUGGUCUGACAAGUACCGCGGCGCCACCGUCGAGGACCUCGACCCACCCUCCGCCCUCUCCUGCAACCCCUCCGACCCGAUCUCCUAUGCGCUCCUGACGGCCUUCGAGAGGGACUACACGCACCUUACUGUCGUCUCGCAAGACACCCGCGCGCUGCUGGGCUACCUGAGCAUACCACGCCUGCGCGAGCUGAUACAGCAGGGGACGGUGAAGGAUACGGACCCAGUGUCGGCGGCGAUGAUCAAGUUCAGGAGGAAGGCGAACACGUAUAAGGUCAUCACGAUGGAUACACCGCUGGAGGAGCUGGAGACGUUCUUCAUGAAGGGAAGCGAUGGGCAGACGCCGCAGGACUUUGCGGUCGUGACUGAUCUGAGUAGGCGGUUUGUGCUCGGUGUUGCGACUGUCCAUGACUUGGAGGAGUUUGCGAGGAGGAGACCGGCUUGAGAUGGAGGAUACAUAUUAGCGUGGGGGUGAGGGGAGGUUGAUGUUCGAGGGAAGGCUCCUCACGACCACGGCGUUUUUGCUGGCCUUCCUCUCAACCUCACAUUUCGAUGGGGAGAGGGACACCUGCGGCGAUCUCAAACCAUGGCCGUUAUAUGGAUUUUGCUCCUUGGCGGCCGUUUGUUCUUUCUGUUUUGAAUUCGAGGAUCAAGGUGGGAAGCAGCACCAGGUAUCGUGCACCUACCGUUAGUGUUUCUCAACAAACACGCAAUUGGGAGACGAUAUUGACGACUACGGUGACGGAGUUGUGGAGAAGCAUUUGGUAGAAGGCGACAGCUGCCUGAUAUUGGCAUGGGGGUAGACAAAGACAAGAGAGUCUUGGGGCUCUCAUUUAUUCGGGGGAUGUCGGGGUUUGAUAUUUAGCCUCGACGGAGUUGUUGGUACAGGCGUUGUUAUCAGCAAGCAAAACAGACGAUUAGCUUCUUCUUACCUUAUGAGAUGCAAUGCAAUGGUGCACGCCAAUCACUGAUACUACUUGCCAUCGGGUUGAGGAUCAAUAGUCAAGGUGCCAACCAUUGUGCUGUGCCUGGCUGGGUGACACGUUUUUGUACUGCAUGGUGCACUUGACAUAUGCAUGUUUCUCCGCAAAAUAUAUCAUACAUUCUU